CUCAUCGUCUCGAACGCAAAGUGUUGAUUCGCUUCCAAGCUGUGAAUCUGGAAGGUCCCAGAGAUCUCAUUCCCAGUCCCAUGGUAGUAGGAGUGUCCGGGGAUCACCAAUGAGAGUUAUGAAUGUGAAUACCGCUUCAAUAUUUGAAUUGAUGAAUGUUCGGGGAAUGAAUCAAGAAUUAGCUGCAAAUAUUGUAGACCACAGAGAAAGAAAAGGACCUUUCAGAAACAUAGAAGACAUGAUAAAAGUCCGAGGAAUAAAUAGCCGUGUUUUGAGUGUCCUUAGAGUAUAUUUAACUGUGAACGAUUUAACUCCUUCCUCUCCUCCAAUGAGCGAUGUGCUAUCAGUUGCAAGUUAUAGUAAAGUAUAUCAGCGUACCACUGAUGGAAAGAUGCCAGCCAGCUACUCGCCAUGUCGUAUUGUGAUUAGUCAGGGGCCUUAUCUUCUUGAUCUUAAUGACCUGAAAAGUCACAGACGAACACACUCUGCACCCCUGAAUAAUGACGGAAGUGGCAGGAGACCUUCAGUAGAUACCCCUUUUUCGUGUGAUGCUAGAGUCAGUGUGGAUUUCAGUUCAGAAAUAUAUGAACUUCUGUCCUUACGGUUAGUAUAUAAUGUAUGACUUAUUUUAAUGCUGUAGUGACUGUAUGACAUUAUUA
Macrobrachium nipponense is the source of this 659-nucleotide messenger RNA. RefSeq lists its product as uncharacterized. Gene Ontology annotation, cellular component: plasma membrane. Lineage: Eukaryota; Metazoa; Arthropoda; Malacostraca; Decapoda; Palaemonidae. Bases 110 to 622 code for a protein of 170 amino acids. The record is from RefSeq and is a predicted model, not a curated record. The transcript is spliced from 4 exons.